CUGGGCAGAGUGCAACUGUGAGAUGCUAGGAACCGUAAACGGUGAUUCUUUAUAACUUAUAAACAAGUUAGCACGCGUUAUAGUAUACCCACCUAAAUUAUCAAUUAGUCGCGGACUGUUCGGUCCGUUGUAGUUGAAAUAACUAUAACUAGUGUAUGUCAUGAUUUUAAAAAAGAUAACUGUAUAAAAAUUACUCCAUGUUAUACAUAAUUAACACAUCCUUAAGAAAACGGUUUCUGAUGCUUCACCAGACGUAGAAAAUGGAAGGAUAUUUAGUUCUCCAUUAAAAUGUGGUUUAUGCGGUAAAUAAAUAUUACCCCAUACAGAUUAUGAAGGCUUUUACGAAACAAAAAUAAAAAACAUGUGUGUUUUGAAUUUCAUAUUAUUGUUUUCAGCCUCGCCGCGUAAAAUUACUGCCGGGGAAAAUCCCCCUAAUAUGAUUUUGUUAAAUUUAAUUCUACGUUCCCAAAUUACCGAUUCGAUAAAUUUUAUGACAAACUGCACAUCUCUAAUAACAAUGAAGAACAAUUUUUUUUCAAGUGUAGAACUAAUUUCGGAUAUGAAACUUCAUGGGCGCACAAAUGUCAAAACGGGACUAUUUUUUUGUGACGUCUUUAAGUAUCUACAAGUUGAACCACUGGUGUACUGUUAAACCACCGGUGACCGCGGACAGAGACCUCGCUCGUAGGAAGUACUUUACUCUUUGCCGCCACCAAGUUACAAAUAUAUAAUUAUAGAAAAAUAGGCUUGGUGCCCUAAUACCUAAUAUCGAUGUACUCUUUAUUACACAACUUAAUGUAAAAUAACCCGUUGAUUGCGCAACUAUUGAUGUGAAUGCGUCAUCAUCACGUCAACAUUCGUUUUUGCUUACUGGGCAGAGUCAUAUCUAAUCUUUUCUGUACUAUAUAAAUGGAUAGAUCUACGUCUUUUUCAGUUAAGCUUAGGCGUCAUGGAGAGGAAUAUAGAAAAAAAGCAAGUUGUAAUAACCGGAGGAGCUCAAGGAAUCGGUUUUUCUACUGCUGAGAAAUUCUUAGAAAAGGGAGCUCGUCUGGUCAUUAUACUUGACAUUGAUGAGAAACAAGGCCAAGCUUCAGCAGAAACGUUGAAAUCUAAAUAUGGAGAAGGCAGAGCAGAAUUCUACAAAUGUGAUAUAACAUCUGACCUUGACCCUGUUACAAACACAAUAUUUGACAAACAUGGCUUCAUUGACGUUCUAGUGAAUAAUGCGGGUAUCUGCAACGAAUACAUGCUUCGGAAGACUAUAGAGGUUAAUGUGACAGCGGUUAUGGAAUGGUCGAUAAGAUUUUUUGACCGAACGAGGAAGGACAAGGGCGGUAAUGGUGGAACAGUGAUCAACAUAGCGUCUCAAUAUGGUUUCCGGGUGGAUCAAUUUAUGCCAAUAUAUCAAGGCUCAAAGUUUGCUGUGAUUGGGUUCACGAGAAGUUUUGGCCAUUCUUACCGUUACAAGAAAUACGGCGUCAGGGUAGUUGCAGUAUGUCCAGGAGCUACAAGAACUAAGUUAUCGACGAAAACGAAAAUGAACGAUGACCCAAGCGUGCAGAAGGAUUUCGAGGAAAUGUUAAAAACUGAAACCUGGCAAGAAGUGGAAGCUGUGUCCAAUGUCAUAGCAUAUGUUUUUGAGAACGCUGAUAGUGGAACAGCAUGGUUAAGUGAAGAUUCAAAACCAGCAAAAGAGGUUUAGGAACAAAAUUUAAAAAUUAAGACCUCAUUAGCGUAGACCAUAAAGUAACACAAACGCAGGGCUGUGUAGGCUUUUGAAUUAAUUAAAACCCCAGAGAAAUUUUGACACAGACAAAAAUAAAAGAAAAUCCUGUGGGCGUUGUUGACUAAUACGAUCACCUACAAUAUAUACACAUUACUAUAGAUAUGUUAGCCUCUGAUUAUCCCACAGGUUUCUUACAUUUUUAUGGGUUGAAUGUAUCUUACGGCCUUUUAGACAUUAAAAUACAAACCCAUAUCUGAAAUUUUAAGAAAAUUAUCUGUGUGCGUAAGUUCAUAGAAAGCUAUUCAAUUGUUCUUACGUGAUUAAGCAACAAUCAUUAAACACACUUACUUCUACAAUGUUCAUUAUAUUAGAAGUAAGCACUUAAAAUAAAAUACUAAAAACCAAUAUCUGUUACUUAAUUAUUUUUUAAUCUAUCCAAUCAUCA
This is a messenger RNA of Chilo suppressalis (striped riceborer), 2171 nucleotides long. The record is from the annotation of a GenBank genome assembly. Lineage: Eukaryota; Metazoa; Arthropoda; Insecta; Lepidoptera; Crambidae.